AUGCCCUCGGGCCCCGCCCGCCCCCAUCUCGCCUCCCACCGCCUCUUCCCGGGCCGGUGGGGCCGUAUAAAAGCGGGCGGACCCCGAGCACAGCCCUCCGUGCCCCGAGAGGUGCCAGCCAUGCCCCGAGCACUGCCUGCUCCGGCCCCAUCACCCCCGGCCCGGCCCGACCAGACUUUCACCAUCGAGGCUCUGCUAGGAUGCUCCUACCCGCCGCCCCCGGCCCCGCCGCCGCCACCGCCGCAGUUCUGGGGUCCCUGGGGGUCCCUCCCAGAGUCCGGCCCCGCCGCCCGGCCCCUGCCGCCGCCGGUCUGCAUCGUCUGCCGCAGGGUCCCGCCCGCCUGGGCCACCCGGCUCGGGGACACAGACUUCCUGAUCUCCAAGUGCUGCCUCCCCAUCUUCAAAGCCAAGACUGGCAAAGCCAAGCGUGUCCGGACCAUCUUCACCAGUGACCAGCUGGCCCGUCUGGAGAAGGAGUUUGCAAGUCAGCACUACAUGACAGGCACAGAGAGGCGCUUGCUGGCCUCCUCCCUGUGCCUCACUCAAGAGCAGGUGAAAGUCUGGUUCCAAAACCGGAGGAUCAAGUGGAGGAAACAAAGCCGGGAACAGCAACAAGCCGAACUGGCCAGGAGGGGUUUGUCCAUCCCACAGAGCAGCCCUGACUCACAGAGCCACCACGGUGAGGAGGACAAAGACUUCCCAGCAGAGUCAGGGGACAGCCAGGAGCAUGUGGCCUCCUCCCCUGGCUCAGGAACAGCACCUGCACAGACCGUGGCACAGAGCUGCUGA
Molecule: messenger RNA, 789 nt
Organism: Indicator indicator
Lineage: Eukaryota; Metazoa; Chordata; Aves; Piciformes; Indicatoridae
Product: homeobox protein not2-like
Exons: 3
Coding region: 1-789 (262 amino acids)
Biological process (GO): neuron differentiation; regulation of DNA-templated transcription; central nervous system development
Molecular function (GO): DNA binding; DNA-binding transcription factor activity, RNA polymerase II-specific
Source: RefSeq, a predicted model, not a curated record